Symsagittifera roscoffensis is the source of this 2991-nucleotide messenger RNA. RefSeq lists its product as uncharacterized. Lineage: Eukaryota; Metazoa; Xenacoelomorpha; Acoela; Convolutidae. The transcript has 2 exons. Bases 260 to 2893 code for a protein of 877 amino acids. The record is from RefSeq and is a predicted model, not a curated record.
AAAGAUUUUAAUUGUCAUAAUUCUUAAUAGUUGAAUAAUGCAUGAAAAAUGCAAUCCGAAGCCAGUUUUUGAGCACGCCUAUUGUUGUUGAUUUCUACAGGUAAACUUCAUUUACAGCCGAAACUUCUUUGUAAUCGAAUUAUGAUGGUCCCAUUAAAAAUAUAUACUCGAGUUUCGGCGACUGUUCAAUUAAAAUAUCAUUUAAGCAUAGAUUGUUGAUUUAGCGAUAUUGUUUAUUUAAUCGAUAUUUUUCUGAAAAAUGAAUCCACGAAGGUUUAUUUUGGAAAACAGUUUAUUUUCAGAGACUAUUUUGCCUCAAAAUGAGUCGAAAAUUAAGUCGGAUUUCUUUCCGAAUUCAAUAGUUUCUCUGCCCGCGACAGUUAACAGCAGCAAUUGUUCAGCUUUAUCGACUGCCCGAGACUCACAGUCCGAGAUGUCCGUCGCGACUACACCGAGGAACACUUCGGCAUCCGAAGCACUGGAGUCCUAUUUGAACACGCACUUUGCCGCCACUCCUAUGCUCGCCACUCCAAGAAACUCAAGACAGCAAACGGAGCAUUCGGCUUCGAGUUCUUCUGCUUCGACUUAUCGACAAAAUUCAGUGCGACAAAAUAAUAUCAAGAAUGUUCCGAACUUGGAGCGGAGUAAUGUUACGUCCUUUACUUCGAAAGAUAUGGGACAAACUAGUACGCCCCGCGAAGUAAUUUACACAGAUACUAGACAUAACGUGGUAAAUGCAGUUAGUUCGGAUAUCUACAUGGAAAAACGAGUUGAUCCGACUUACUACAUGCAAAACCGAAGUGACCCGAGCGUGUGCAUCGAAAACCGAAAUGCAGUAAACGUGAAUAGAAACAGGGAAAGUAUUAGAAGGAGUUCCCAUGUAUCAAACAGCCCAAAUAACUCGGAGCAUUCUGUGAAUUCGUCAACUUCUCAGCUCCUAAGCACUUUGGACAAGCUAAGAGACAAAUUGAAACAGCCUUCAGAAAUGAACAGAUCAAAUGAAGUUUUCCUAGCGUAUCCUCAGACUUAUGCAUAUCCUACGACUCAGCAGUCGCAUUUGACCUCGGCCUACUCAAUGAUUCAGUACCCUGGACAAGGCAGUUACAUGAGUUCGCAAGAGUUGAAUGCAGGUGAUAAUGGUUCUCAAAUGCAUGUUGGCAACCAUCAAUACAAUUUCUCUGUAGAAGGUCAUGCUUCAAAAUCUAACAAAUGUGAAGUAAGCUCGAAGACUCCGAAUACAAAAGGAAGUUUCUCGCCAAUGGAUUUGGCAAAGUUAGCCGAGGAGCCCAUCAGUUCGACAGGACUCGCCGUGAGGCCAAAGUUUGAGAGACCACCGAAGAUAUCGAACCAGCCGAAAAGUACUCGGAGUUUGGACGCAUCCGACAAGCUACGCAAAGGAGGAAAUCUGCGUCGGAGUCGUAGCCUAGCAACUUCUUCAAGAAAAAGUCAAUCGAAGGAAGUUGUUAACGCGCCUCAAAACAUAAACUGGGAAGAAAAUUUAGACCCCAACUGUUUAGAGAAUAACGGGGCUGUUACUCCUAGAAACGAAAGCUUACAUGCUAAAGAAAUGUUGAAAAAUUUGGACCAGAAGUAUUCUAAAGACAAUCAGACCUCGUAUUUAUUCAAAACUACGCAUAAAACGUUUCCAAGUCAUCAGCAGGAUUUCGACACAGUUUCAGUUGCAAGUGUAAAAUGUCCAACUUGUGUUCCGAAACCUCUCAGGCGGCGGGCGUCUUCGUUGGACCGAAACGCAACAGCUAGCCCAAAAAUAUCAGCAAAUGCAAGCCCUGUUAGUAACGUGUCACGAAAUUUUGUUCAUUCAAAACCAGCAGGUUCUACAUCGAGAUCAGAUUCAAAAAAUCAUGCGAGUGGAAAUCAUUUUUCGAAGCCUGCACCUAAGCCUCCGAAGUCUAGCUUCAAAUCUUCAACAGUUAAUGUUGAAACGAGUGUUGAAAGUGAGUUUCCGUCUUUCAAGCCUUUGCCGAAAGAAUUUGGAUCUCAAAGUUGUCAUGAUCUUUUUGUUCUUCCACCAGUUGAGCAGCAGUCAAGUCAAAGUACAUCUGCAGGUUAUAAAAAUCUCCCAAAAACAACUGAUUUCAGAAGCAGCAAAACUGAGACAGUAGAUUACAGUAAGGCUACUGAGCGCUCACCUUUCAUAAUUGGUGUAGUUUCGAAAACUUCAAACAUUUAUUCGUCACAAUCUAAUCAUAUCAGUUCGGGUUAUCCCAAAACUUCGGAACAUGAAACAGAUUCUCGGAAUACUGGGUUUAAAUCAGGGCCUACGCAGGAUGUUGAAGUUCCCAAGUUGAAUUUACCUUCGCAGAAUCAACAGCAGUCUAACGAGAGUUUUGUGAGUGCGUUUGAUCACGUGCCCUUGAGAUGCAGUACACCCCGCAGUCUCAUACCAAGCAGCAGACCUCUGUUGUCGCAAUCGUCCAAUGCGACUUCAACUAGACAAAAGUCGGGCAUGACUGACUUGGAGUCGUUUCGAAUCCUAGCCAUGUCGUCGGAAAGUGAAGAUAACCUGGACAGAAUCAUGGUACACGACAACAAGCAGCAAGGUAGCAGUCGAACGAUUCCACCACUGUCUAUGCUGGAAACCAAUAAUGGCCAACAGCCGAUAGACUCACUGAAACAUCUGGUGAAAGACAUGGCAGAAGUGACCAGUCGAACCAACCGACUAGCCGACUCCUCAUUUAACGCUUCAAGUAGCACUGCAGCCGAAGGAGAGGAGUGGGAAAAAUCGACAGUCGGCGAGAACAGCAUAAUCACCCGAUCUACACUAGACGCGCUGAAGUUGGUCGAAAAUGGAUCGGACGAGUUGCAGAAUAAUAUCAAUGCCCACUUAGACUCAAUGAGAAUGUUUGCUUCAAACAGUAUAUCAUCAAACUAAUUGUACAAGGCUGAUUGAGUCAAGUGUUUUCAACUCUCAAAUUGUCAUACUUUGUAAAUUAAAAUUAGUGGAAUUUUUACAUAGCUUAAUUGAAGUAU